GCUGCAGAGUAUCGAAGAAACAAAAUGCCUGAACCCGCCAAGUCAGCGCCCAAGAAGGGCUCCAAGAAAGCCGUGACCAAGACCGCCGGCAAGGGCGGCAAGAAGAAGAGAAAGACCAGGAAGGAGAGCUACGCCAUCUACGUGUACAAGGUGCUGAAGCAGGUCCACCCCGACACCGGGAUCUCCUCCAAAGCCAUGAGCAUCAUGAACUCGUUUGUCAACGACAUCUUCGAGCGCAUCGCUGCCGAGGCAUCUCGCCUGGCUCACUACAACAAACGCUCCACCAUCACCUCCAGGGAGAUCCAGACCGCAGUGCGCCUGCUUCUCCCCGGUGAGCUGGCCAAGCACGCCGUGUCUGAGGGCACCAAGGCCGUCACCAAGUACACGAGCUCCAAGUAAACUGGCUAUCAGACGUCAACCCAACGGCUCUUUUCAGAGCCAC
Molecule: messenger RNA, 442 nt
Organism: Oreochromis aureus
Lineage: Eukaryota; Metazoa; Chordata; Actinopteri; Cichliformes; Cichlidae
Product: histone H2B 1/2
Exons: 1
Coding region: 25-399 (124 amino acids)
Cellular component (GO): nucleosome
Molecular function (GO): structural constituent of chromatin; protein heterodimerization activity; DNA binding
Source: RefSeq, a predicted model, not a curated record